Messenger RNA from Camellia sinensis, 2968 nucleotides. RefSeq lists its product as uncharacterized. Lineage: Eukaryota; Viridiplantae; Streptophyta; Magnoliopsida; Ericales; Theaceae. Gene Ontology annotation, molecular function: protein binding. The record is from RefSeq and is a predicted model, not a curated record.
UAGUCCCAGAUAUCUUAUUUGUUUCCAAUAAACAUAAUCAAAAUAUCUUAUUUAUAUUUUAUUUUAUAUUUAAACCACCAGCCAAUGCCAUAGUUGCUAGCUCCUGCUGAGUCUCUCUGCCUCACUCUGUAACUCAACUCAAAUGGCCAAACCAAGCAUACAUGUUGUGUUGUUGUUCAUCACCACCAUCCACUUGUUCUUCAUCAUCCCUUGUUUAAUAUGUUGUCCUGAUCAUCAAAGGCAUGCCCUUCUCCAAUUCAAAUCCUACUUCUUCAAUACCUCCUCAGGCUCCUCUUCCUCAGAUAAUUCCUCCAUCAUCUAUGGCUUAGAAUCUUGGAACUCCACUUCUUCUGACUGCUGCAGUUGGGACGGAAUCGUUUGUGAUUCAAAGGCGGCACGUUCCAUCAUUGCUCUUAACUUGCAUUCCAUUGCCAGUCCCAGCACCGCUACUCUCCAAUUGGACAUGGACAUGGACAUGCCAAUGCCAAUAAUGCCACUUAUCAAUGCGGAGGUGGUCUUGACACCGCUCUUUCGCAUUACCACGUUGAUGCUGCUUGACAUCUCCUCCAAUAACUUACAAGGUCAAAUUCCCGGUGAUGGUUUUGCCAAUCUCACCAAACUGGUUCACCUUGACCUCAUGGAGAAUAGCUUCCAUGGCUCUAUCCCACCACUACUUUUCCUUGGCUUGAGGUUUCUGCAAUAUCUGGACUUGAGUGGCAAUUCACUCAAUGGUGUUCUAAGUCCCCAAGUCGGCUAUCUUACAAACUUGAAGGCUUUGAAGUUGGAUGAAAACUUCUUUCAUGGAAGCAUCCCGGAAGAGAUUGGGAACCUCUCCAAGUUGCAGCAAUUGUCUCUCCGACAGAACGAGUUCCAUGGCGGGAUCCCUUCCUCGCUAGUGCUGUAUCUGAAAGAGCUUCAACUACUGGACCUGAGGAACAACUCAUUUUCAAUGGAUAUUCCAGUUGAGAUUGGAACAAGGUUAUCAAACAUUUCCACUUUGGCCUUGAGCGACAACUAUUUCACCGGUGGAAUCCCAGCAUCCAUACAGAAUAUGACCAACUUGGAAACACUUAGGCUAGACAACAACAUGCUCACUGGACAAAUUCCAUCCUGGCUGCUCAAUUUCAAGGCACUAAAAAACCUGUUUCUGGGAGGAAACAAGCUGAAGCUGAAUAACAAUAUUAAUGUAGUGCCCGAGUGUAGGCUAUCUCAACUCUCUCUCAAGUCUUGUGGGCUUGAUGGUGACAUCCCAGAUUGGAUUUCUACUCAAAAGAGUCUUGAUUUUCUUGAUUUAAGUGAAAACAACCUCCAAGGAACAUUCCCAGAUUGGCUUGCUGAGAUGGAAGUUGGAAGCAUCAUUCUCUCAGAUAACAAGCUUAGUGGUUGUGUUCCUCCUCGUCUUUUUCAAUCUUUGAGUUUAUCAGUCCUUUCCCUCUCCAGAAACAAUUUCUCUGGUGAGUUGCCUCACAACAUUGGUGAUGCUACUGAGAUCAUGAUUCUUAUGUUGGCUUCAAACAACUUCUCUGGCCCCAUUCCAGUUUCCAUUUCCAAGAUUUAUCGCCUGUUGUUGUUGGACUUGUCAAGCAACAGAUUUUCUGGCAACAUAUUAACCGCUUUCAACCCUGAUGCCCUGCUUGCUUUUGUCGAUUUAUCCUCCAAUGAGUUAUCAGGUGAGAUUCCAGUGACUCUCUCUAAUGAAACUAGGAUUCUUUCAUUGGGAAAAAACUACUUCUCAGGUCCCUUGCCUCGGGAUCUGACUCGUUUGAGCAAGCUUCAACAUCUUGAUCUCCAUGACAACAAAAUCACUGGUGAAGUGCCAACAUUUCUUUCUGAAAUCUCCACUCUUCAAAUUCUGAAUUUACGAAACAAUUCCCUUCAAGGUUCGAUCCCCAACGGACUUUCCAACCUUACUAGCCUCCAAAUUCUCGAUUUCUCAUCCAACAAACUCACAGGGAAAAUCCCCCCAGAAAUGCGAUAUCUUGCUGGAAUGAUUGAAACUCCCGUCACAAAUUCAUCACUCUCUGGUAUGUUCACCUUCUCAAUCGAGUUCAAUGACUUACUAGUGAACUGGAAAAAGUCGAUACAAGGUCUUUCAAGUCACAACCUUGGCCUGUACUCCUUGUUAGACUUGUCAAAGAACCAACUUUCGGGUGAAAUUCCAGCAUCAUUAGGUGAACUCAAGGGCCUAAAGGUACUCAACAUCUCAUUCAACAGACUUGCCGGUGAAAUACCAGCAAGUUUCGGUGAUUUACGGAGUGUGGAGAGCUUGGACUUGUCGCACAACAAGCUAUCUGGCUCAAUCCCAAAAACACUAGUAAAGCUGCAAGAACUGACUACGUUGGAUGUGAGCAACAACGAGCUCGUUGGAAAAAUUCCAGUGGGUGGACAGAUGGACACGAUGGACGAUCCAAAUUACUAUGCUAAUAACAUUGGGUUAUGCGGAUUUCAAAUUAGGGUGAAAUGUCCAGAGAAGCUGCCACCGCCAGAAGUGCAGGAGGAGGAUGACAUCAAGGAGUCAUGGUUUUCAUGGGAAGGAGUUGCAGUUGGGUUUCCACUCGGCUUCUUCUUAUCGAUUGCAAUCAUAUGUAUUACUAGCUAUUUGAUCCCAGCAAGACCGCCAAAUCGCCGCAGCUUCCGAAGAGGGCAAAGAGCUUAAGCCAAAUAGCUCUACUGUAAGGUCUCCCUGCAAGUCAUUGAAAUUCUGGAAUACCAAUAAGGGUAAAUAAUUCAGGUCAUUGCAGUUCUUUCUUAACAUAAAGAAGCCAACAAGCAAUCUGUAUUUGAUCUUCAAUAAGUACUGGAGAUUCUCUCUCCAUAUUACUAAAGUAAUGAAACAGUGUUCCUCAAUCACUCAACCUUCCACAUUUUGUUGGUUCUCUUCCACUGGCUAAAGCUGAGGAAGAGCCCUCAUUAGCACAGUUGCCAUGUAUGAUUAAUUACAUAGAUUCCAUAUGAUGUUUCUGAUAUA